Photinus pyralis (common eastern firefly) is the source of this 4106-nucleotide messenger RNA. Its product is annotated as serine/threonine-protein phosphatase 6 regulatory ankyrin repeat subunit B-like. Lineage: Eukaryota; Metazoa; Arthropoda; Insecta; Coleoptera; Lampyridae. Bases 9 to 4049 code for a protein of 1346 amino acids. Gene Ontology annotation, molecular function: protein binding. The transcript is spliced from 4 exons. The record is from RefSeq and is a predicted model, not a curated record.
UCUCGCGAAUGAGCAAAAUAACACCGCUUUGCACCACGCCGCGUGGAAUGGAGCAGUGGAGGCAGUCAAAGUGCAUUUUGGAUCACGGCGCAAAUUCAAGCCUUAGAAACAUCGCUGGAGAAUCUCCAUUGGAUAUGGCAGUGGUAAGGGGUCACCCACACGCUGUGAAGGCUUUGUUGGAAAGUGGAGCUGUAGUGAACCUUGCAAACGACCAAAACAACACAGCGCUACAUCACGCAGCGUGGAAUGGUGCUCCUGAUGAAAUAAUUAAAGCUCUGCUCGAAGGGGGCGCGAAUGCGAGUCUGCGAAACAGUGGGGGAGCAACCCCGCUGGAUAUUGCUGUUUUACGAGGGCACGUCGACGUUGUAAAAUCGCUGUUGGGACACGGAGCACCAGUCAAUCUCGCGAAUGAGCAAAAUAACACCGCUUUGCACCACGCCGCGUGGCAUGGGGCAGUUGAGGUAGUCAAAGUGCUUUUGGAUCACGGCGCAAAUUCAAGCCUUAGAAACAUCGCUGGAGAAUCUCCAUUGGAUAUGACCGUGGUAAGGGGGCACCCACACGUUGUGAAGGCUUUGUUGGAACAUGGAGCUACAGUGAACCUUGCGAACGACCAACAAAGCACAGCGCUACAUCACGCGGCGUGGAAUGGUGCGUCUGAUGAAACACUUAAAGUUCUUCUCGAGGGAGGCGCGAAUAUGGUUCUACGAAACGGUGGCGGAGCAACCCCGCUAGAUAUUGCCAUCCUACGCGGUCAUGGCGGCGUUGCAAAAUCGCUAUUAGAUCACGGAUCUGCAGUCAAUCUCGCAAAUAAAGAAGGUAACACUCCACUACAUCUUGCAAUUUUAGAAGGGCAGGAUCACAUCUUCGCUGAUUUACUAAAUUUCGGUGCAGACGUCAACGCUCAAAAUAAGGACGGAAAUACGCCACUCCAUACUGCAAUUUCCCAGAACGAUACUUUCGCAAUUAAAGCUCUUCUGUCUAAUGGGGCCGAUGUAAACAUUGAAAAUAAGUUUGGAGAUCGGGCUCUACAUGUGGCGACGUUACUUAAUCGUGGCGAUUUAAUUAUUGAUCUCGUAAACGGUGGAGCCGAUAUUAACGCGAAGAAUGCUGAUAAUUUAACCGCUCUUGAUAUAGCAUCUAAGAACCGAUUUCAAGAUAUUGUUGAUAUACUACUUUCUCAAAGAGGAGUUAUAGAUUUAGUGGAAAUUUACUUACGUAUCUAUAGUUCUCAUUUGCAUGUGUGUAGGUCUUACAAAAUAAACCCAAGAAUGGAUUUAGCUCUGCUAGUAAUGUUUAUUGUGUUGUUUUCCGGUAAUGUAGAUCGAAGUAUCUCUGCAGCAAUUGGUAGAGAUUUUGAAAAUAAGACACUGCUUGGGAUAGCUAGUGAAAGUCGCAACGUUGAAGUCUUAAAGACAUUGCUACAAAAUGGCGUAGGUGUUAAUCAGGAGAGUGUAGCUGUAGAUGGGCGAGGAAAUACGGCACUACACCAAGCAGCAGAGGGUGGGGCAACCGAAAUAGUCAGAGUUUUACUGGAUAACGGUGCAAAUGCCGAUAUUAGAAACGAAGCAGGACUUACUGCUCUUGACAUAGCCGUCACAAAGGGCAAUGCAGAUGUUGUCAAGGCGCUCUUGGUGCGUGGAUCUUCGGUAGACAGUAGAGAUAAGGACAACAAUACAUUGUUGUACAUCGCCGCAAAACAUGGUGCAACGGAAAUCGUAGACAUUUUGCUAGAUAAGGGCGCGAAUGCAAACAUCAGAAACAAUGCGGGUUACGCCCCUCUAGAUGUAGCCGCUUCAAAGCGCCAUGUGGACGUUGUCAAGACGCUUUUAGCGCAUGGAUCUUCGGUAGACAGUAGGGAUGUGGACAACAAUACAGCGUUGCACUUCGCCGCAUGGUACGGAACAACCGAAAUAGUCAACAUUUUGCUCGAUAAGGGUGCGAAUGCAAACAUCAGAAACAUCGAUGGUCACACCCCUCUUAAUAUGGCCGUCUCUAAAGGCAAUAUAGAUGUUGUCAAGGCGUUCUUGGCGCAUGGAUCUUCAGUUGACAAUAGGGAUAUGCACAACCAUACAGCUUUGCACUUCGCCGCAUGGCAAGGUGCAACGGAAAUAGUCGAAACUUUGCUCGAUAAGGGUGCGAAUGCAAGCAUCAGAGAUAACGCGGGUUACACCCCUCUUGAUAUGGCCGUCUACAAGGGCCAUUUGGAUGUUGUCAAGACGCUGUUAGCCCGCGGAUCUAUGGUUGGCAAUAGGGAUAAAGACAACAAUACAGCGUUGCAUAUCGCCGCAUGGAACGCAGCAACGGAAAUAGUCGACAUUUUGCUCGACAAAGGUGCUAAUGCAAAUAUCAGAAACAACGCCGGCCACAUCCCUCUUGAUAUUGCCGCCACCAAGGGCCAUGUGCAAGUUGUCAAAACGUUUUUGGCGCGUGGAUCUGCAAUUGACAAUAGGGAUAUGCACAACCAUACAGCUUUGCACUUCGCCGCAUGGCAAGGUGCAACGGAAAUAGUCAACAUGUUGCUUGAUAAGGGUGCGAAUGCAAGCAUCGAAGACAACGCGGGUCGCAUACCUCUUGAUGAAGCCAUCUUCAAAGACCAUGUGGAUGUUGUCAAGGUGUUCUUGAUGCGUGGAUCUUCAGUUGACAGUAGGGAUAAGGACAACAAUACACCGUUGCACGCCGCUUCAUGGAACGGAGCAACUGAAAUAGUUGGAGUUUUGCUCGAUAAAGGUGCGAAUGCAAGUAUCAGAAACAACGGGGGUUAUAUCCCUCUUCAUGUAGCCGUCUUCAAGGGCCAUGUGGACGUCGUCAAGAUGCUUUUAUCGCGUGGAUCUCCGGUUGACAGUAGGGAUGCGGAAAACAAUACAGCGUUGCACAUCGCCGCAUUGUACGGAGCAAAGGAAAUGGUCGAAAUCUUGCUCGACAAGGGUGCGAAUGCAAGUACCAGAAACAACGCAGAUCGCACGCCUUUUGAUAUGGCCGUCUCUAAGGGCGAUGUGGCUGUUGUCAAGACGUUUUUGGCGACGAGUGGAUAUUCGGUUGACAGUAGGGAUAAACGCAACAUUACAGCGUUGCAUAUCGCCGCAUGGCAAGGAACUACAGAAAUAGUCGAAAUUUUACUCAAUAAGGGUGCAAAUGUAAACAACAGAAACAAUGUAGGAGACAGUCCGUUAAUUAUUGCAGUUUUAAGAGGUCAUUUAAACGUUACAAAAAUUCUAUUAGAGCAUGGGGCGUGCGUAAACUUUGCAGACAAACGUGAAUACACCGCGCUUCAUCACGCAGCGUGGAAUGGAGCAGUUGAUGAGGUCAAGGUGCUUUUGGAUAACGGUGCAAAUUCAAGUCUCAGGGACAUGACUGGCUUCUCUCCAUUGGAUAUAGCCGCCCUAAGGGCGGACGCGAACGUAGUAAAGGCUCUGUUGGAACGUGGAGCUGUAGUAGACCUUGCGAGCGAUCAACACAAUACCGCAUUGCAUUACGCCGCGUGGGUUGGGGGUUCUGAUAAAAUAGUUAAAGCUCUUCUCGAGAGAGGCGCAAGCACGAGUCUGCGAAACAGCGACGGAGCAACUCCGCUAGAUGUCGCCAUUCUAGGAGGAAACGGCGACGUUGCAAAAUCGCUGUUACAGCACGGAGCUCCAGUCAAUCUCGCCAAUAAGGAUGGUGAUACUCCACUACAUCUUGCAAUUUUUGAAAGACAGGAUCUCAUCUUCGCUGAUUUACUAAAUUUUGGUGCAGACGUCAACGCUCAAAAUAACUACGGAAAUACGCCACUCCAUACUGCAAUUUCCCAGAACGAUACUUUCGCAGUUGAAGCUCUUCUGUCUAAAGGGGCCGACGUGAACAUUGAAAAUAAAUUUGGAGAUCGAGCCCUACAUGUGGCAACGUUACGUUCUCGUGGCGAUUUGAUUAUCGAUCUCGUAAACGGUGGAGCCGAUCUUAACGCGAAGAAUGCUGAUAAUUUAACCGCUCUUGAUAUAGCAUCUAAGAAGCGAUUCCAAAAUAUUGUUGAUUUACUGCUCUCUCUGGGAGGAGUUACAGGUUUAGUGCAAAUUUAAUCAGCAUUAGGCUAGAUUCGAUCAACAUUAAAUAAAGUAAUGCUAACACUGACCUUA